Messenger RNA from Geodia barretti, 1485 nucleotides. The record is from the annotation of a GenBank genome assembly. Lineage: Eukaryota; Metazoa; Porifera; Demospongiae; Tetractinellida; Geodiidae.
AUGCAAGGUGAGGCAGGGGCUGCGGCGCCGCGCGCCGCGCCGCAACGAUCGGGUUCCGCCGACGGCAUGAACCGCGUCUCCUUGCGAGAGUUCCGGGUGACCGCGUUUGCUGCCACAGUGGGUGCGGCGGCGCUUUGCAUGGCCGCUCUCGCCGCGCCGCAGGCAAAGGGCGCGGACUUCUUCGAGGCCUACGAGGCGUUUCAACGUGGCGACUACGACGAGGCGCGCGCGGCCUGGUCCAAGCUCGCCCACGCCGGCGAUGUCGACGCGCAGUUCAAUCUCGGCACACUCUACGAGAACGGAUUGGGCGUGUCGGAAGACGCCGAGAAGGCGGCGCGCUGGUACCGGGUUGCGGCGGCCCGCCGCCUCGACCUCGCCCGGCUCGCAUUGGCGCGGCUGCAGCGCAUCGGUGCGCUCGAGCCCGACCCGGACGAGGACCAGAUCAAGCUCCUGGAAACCGCCGCGCGCCGCGGCUUGGCCGAGGCCCAGUUCGAGCUCGGCGUGGCCUAUGACCUCGGGCUCGGCGUUACCCAGAAUCACGCGACCGCGGCGGGCUGGUAUCAGCGCGCGGCCGAGCAGGGCCUGACCGACGCCCAGUACAACCUGGCGACGCUCUACGACGAAGGGCUGGGGACGCCGCGCGAUAUCGAGCGGGCGCAAGACUGGUACAUGCGUGCUGCCGACGCCGGCGAGGCCCGGGCCAUGAACAAUCUCGGGUAUAUCUACGAGAAGGGCCUGACGGGGGCGAGGGAUUACGGCAAGGCGGUCGUCUGGUAUCGCCGCGCCGCACGCAAGGGCCUCGCGAUCGCGCAGAGCAAUCUGGCGGCGCUUCACUAUCUCGGCCGCGGCGUAACGCGCGACUUCGAGCAGUCCUAUCGCUGGUACAAGGCGGCCGCCGAACAGGGCGACGCAGUGGGUCGGAACGGCCUCGGCUUGCUCUAUGCGAACGGACUCGGCGUCGAGCGCAAUCUCGCCCAGGCAAUGGCCUGGUUCAACCUCGCUGCCCAUGCGAAAGGCUCAGCCGGUGCAGAUGCGAUGACCUACCGCGAUCGGCUCUCGCGCCUCAUGUCGCCGGCUGAGCGCGCCGAGGCCGAAGCAUUGAGCAUCGAGAUCGCGGCCCGGGCCUAUGCCGAAAACGUGCCCAAUAUACCUGCUUUCGGCGUCGCUAUGCCGAGGCCGGCAAACGGCUUCGGGGAUUCCGCCAUCUACGCGCAGAGGCUUCUCAAGUCGCUGGGAUACUAUGAUGCGGCGGUCGAUGGAGUCGCCGGCGAGCUUACCAUCAAGGCGACACGGCGGUUCUUGCGGGAGAAUGGGCUGUCCAUGGCCCCGCAGAUCACGCGGGAUCUGGUGGCAGCGCUGGAGGAGGAACGGGUGGAGCGGAUCGCGGCCGCCGCCGCUGCUGCCGCCGAGGAGGCCGCGGGGCAGGAACGCAUCGAUGAGCUGCCCGAACAGGCGGCUGAGCUUAACGGGCAGGACCAGUCAUGA